AUGCCUUCUCCAGAAUCCGAGUCGCCGAAUGAAGACUUCUUUAACAAUAGAUCCCAGCAAGCUCCAGACAGCGGCAAGGCGGAUGGACAAGAACCUCGGAAGGAUGGCUCGAGCAAAGUGAAAAGGAUAGCAUGUGUUUUAUGUCGAAAGAGGAAAUUGCGCUGCGAUGGCGCAAGACCCGAAUGCUCAACUUGUAAAAGGUUAAAUCACGAUUGCGCCUACGACGAGGUGCGCAGGAAGAGCGGUCCAAAGAGGGGCUAUGUGAAGCUCCUUGAGCAGCGAUUGCAACAUGUCGAGACGCUACUCAAAAGUCAGGGUGCGCCCGAAAAAACCAAAAAACCUUCACAAUCAGAUGUCACCUCCGCAUACAUUGCCAGCACGGUACGACAGCCGCUUCCGAGCUCGACCGACCCUGCCAACACGUUUGGUAUCAGUCAGGAAAGCAGUCAGGAUCAAUUCAUGUCAACCGGUGCUCCCUUUCCCCAAACAGCCGUCCAUGGCAAUGUGGGCGAAGUCAAUGUAUCCUGGGAAAUGAUAGGUCUUGGUCUAGAGGAACCUCUCCCACCUCAGGAUAUCCAAGACGACCUAUACCAGAUCUACUUUAGCAAGAUACACCUCUCGUUACCGAUGAUUCACCGUCCCCGCUUCAUGGCGGCCCUAAACCUUGCGCCUCAGAUGCGCCCUCCAGUAUGUCUGCGAUACAUAAUGUGGACUUUAGCAGCAUCGGUGGUGGACAAGUACGAGUCUUUGACUGAACACUUCUAUCAACGCGCGAGAAAAUACGCUCAAUCGGACGAGAUGAGAGGCCACGGAGAAUCGACCAUCACCCUUGCGCAUUGUCAAACGUGGGUGUUGGCAUGUACAUAUGAAUUCAGACAGAUGUAUUUUCCGCGAGCGUGGCUAUCCGCUGGGCGGGCCGUGCGAUUGGCCCAAAUGAUGCAGCUUCAUCGACUCGACGGCACCGGUCUGGAGGUCAAGCAAUGUCUUUUUCCACCAAAAGAUUGGACUGAGCGAGAGGAACGCCGACGAACGUUCUGGAUGGCGUUCGCUAUCGAUCGAUACGCCAGCAUCGGUACAGGCUGGCCCAUGAUGAUCGAUGAACGCGAUGUCUUGACUAACCUUCCAGCAAGUGAGGAGGCCUUUGAGAAGAGUAGACCGACAGCUACAGGAUCUCUGAAUGAGGUCCUCAGUCCCAACGGCGCUGCCAAUCUGCAAGCAAUGGGCGCUAUGGUACUAACAGCAACCAUGUUUGGUCGAAACCUUUUGCAUCUCCAUCGCCCUGGGCCGAACGACAACGACCACGACAUCAACGGGGGUUUCUGGAAUCGACAUCGCGAAAUCGAGCAGAUCCUACUCCAAACGUCCCUCGGCCUUCCCGAUCAUCUGCGGUUGCCGACCAAUCUUGCAAGUCCUAACGUGGUCUUUGCGAACAUGUGCAUACAUACUUCCGUCAUAUGUCUUCACCAAGCAGCGAUUUUUAAAGCCGACAAGUACCGGUUACCUGCUAGGGUGGGUAAUGAAAGCAAGAUUAGAUGCGUGACUGCAGCAGCAGAGAUUGCAUCCAUCAUGAGAAUGAUAAGCCACAUGGACCUGAGCGCAAUGAAUCCAUUCAUAUCCUUUUGCAUAUAUGUGUCAGCGCGAGUAUUCGUCCAAUACCUCAAGGCACGACCGAAAGAUCAGCAAAUGAUGUCCUCGCUCCAAUUCCUCCUCCAAGCCAUGCACGCCCUACGCCGCAAAAACCCACUCACUGAAUCCUUCCUCGUCCAACUCGAUCUCGACCUCGAGAGCGCCGGUAUCCAGGGGCUCCACCAAAAGGCUUCUGUACCGCAGAUACCGCGAGCGAGGAACCAGCAUUGCACCAACCCUCUGGUCACUCCUCAAGAGACGCAAAUACCCAAGCCAUCACCCAUGGAAGCAUUCAGCAAUAUCACCCACAGCGAAACUCCAGGCUCGCAUUACGCAAGCACCGCGCCUGCUCCUCCCUUCCACCUCCACGACAUCAACGGCAUCGACAUGACCACACAACCAAACGAUACCUACAUGCACUCCCAUACCACUCCCCUCCACAACACAAACAGUACUCCCCAACCCCCCCACUUCCCCACCUCAAAUUUCCCCUUGGACUUCACCGACGCAUCCGAAAUGCAUCUCACCACCGACCUUCCUUCCCCUACAACCAUAUCCUCCCCCUCCCGCGGCGCCUCGACUUCGCACUCCGCAUACUCCCCCUCCGGCCCCCAACCCAGCCUUCCCCACCGCAAUUCUCCAAAACUACCACUCGCUCACACGACCAUGCCGGCGUCGACCGCGAACCCAGUGUCGGUAGCACACGACGACGUACCCAUGUUCUCAGCCUUCCAGCACCACGCCACCGCCCAUCAUCAAAAUCUGCUGGGAAAUCCGUUUGCGGCUGCUGAUGCCAUGGCCGAAGCUGGAUAUCACGACGGGUGUUUUAUGGGCGGGGAGUGGGAGUUUGCGGGUAGGGAGGCGGGCAUGGGUAUGGGGCCUUUGGUGGCGGAUGGGGGUUGGGAUGUAGUGCUUGAGGGAGUUGGGGUUGGGGGUUUGGAUGAGGGUGAUGGUGGAGGGGGUGGACUUGGGCUGGGUUGGUAA
This is a messenger RNA of Plenodomus lingam JN3, 2610 nucleotides long. RefSeq lists its product as uncharacterized. Gene Ontology annotation, biological process: regulation of DNA-templated transcription; DNA-templated transcription. NCBI's taxonomy places the organism in Eukaryota, Fungi, Ascomycota, Dothideomycetes, Pleosporales, Leptosphaeriaceae. Gene Ontology annotation, cellular component: nucleus. The record is from RefSeq and is a predicted model, not a curated record. Gene Ontology annotation, molecular function: DNA-binding transcription factor activity, RNA polymerase II-specific; zinc ion binding; DNA binding.